AGCUUUAUAGUCUUUCUCCAUAACUCCCGCAAGGUUCGCCUUAGGCAGCUUGUGUGAACAAGAUGGACUGGCUCAUCUCACCGAUAUCAACACUUAGGGCUGUACAGGUCAUUGAGAGCCUUCUACCUUUCUCGGGAUGCGGGGCGUGCAUUAUGUUGUGCACACAUUCAUUAUCAUACAUUUUCUGUCCACAGUACUCCGUGUGGAGAAUGAUGCGUAACAUGGCAGAAACAUGCAUAUGUGCUGCUCUCGGAGCGUCAGGCAUCAUCGCUGAGGUUUGCCCUCGUGAUUCUCCGGCACACAAAAGGCUUCGAGCUGUAGCACCUUUCAUGACAUCUCUGUUGGGCCGAGCUCUCGUCUACAUAGUUUUUGGUAUGAUAUGCAGCGGUAAUUACACUUAUGUGUCGAGUACUUCUCACAAGAUUGAUCCGACCAGCCGUGCCCUGGCCGGAAUCGGCGACGAUAUUUCCAUAAGAGUGAAUUCAGCUUUUUGGGCCUUCUUUUGCGUCAUUUCUGGCAUGUAUAUGAUGACGACAGGCAUUAUUACUUUGGUGUAUUAUUUUAAAGUCAAUGGAUCUGUUCUUCAGAGCGAACGUCACCAAGAGCUCACAGCGACCUUCUUACGACGGACAGGCUGGGGAUUUGGUGCGGAUCGCGAUGCUAGUGACGGUCGGUCGGUUUCAUUCUCACCGUUCACACCGACCACAGAAGUUACGGCGGAGGGUUAUCAACAGCAGUAGUGGCUUUCGACGCCGCUCGUGCAAAUUCUGGCGAACCUCGCAGCUUAUCGGUCGUAGUUGUCCACCUGUUGUGC
Messenger RNA from Perkinsus marinus ATCC 50983, 814 nucleotides. RefSeq lists its product as hypothetical. The record is from RefSeq and is a predicted model, not a curated record. The transcript is spliced from 7 exons. Lineage: Eukaryota; Perkinsozoa; Perkinsida; Perkinsidae. The coding region runs from base 63 to 740 and encodes 225 amino acids.